Gambusia affinis (western mosquitofish) is the source of this 1872-nucleotide messenger RNA. RefSeq names its product histone-binding protein N1/N2-like. Lineage: Eukaryota; Metazoa; Chordata; Actinopteri; Cyprinodontiformes; Poeciliidae. The record is from RefSeq and is a predicted model, not a curated record. The transcript is spliced from 15 exons. Gene Ontology annotation, biological process: DNA replication-dependent chromatin assembly; CENP-A containing chromatin assembly. Gene Ontology annotation, cellular component: nucleoplasm. Gene Ontology annotation, molecular function: histone binding. The coding region runs from base 152 to 1702 and encodes 516 amino acids.
GUUCCAACUUAAGCGGAAACAGCAUAGCAAUUUUUUUCCCUCUAUUUAAGCGCGCCAACAAGGACCGUUCAAGUGGGUCUGUUUGGGUUCAUCGGGUUCUGCAGAGCAGGCUGCUGGCUUUUUUCUGUCAUCUCGCUGGUCUUCGAUUAAAAUGCCGGAGGAAACGUCCACAGCGUCGGGUUCUGGAAGCGCGGAAGAGAAGCCGUGCUCGUCGACAGCUGCAGCAGAAACCUCCGGUGACGUUAUGGAGGAGGCUAAAAAGCUGAUCGGCACGGGCAAACGGCAUCUGGUGAUGGGAGAUGUAGUUUCUGCCGUCAAUGUCUUCCAGGAAGCCUGCAGCAUGCUGGCUGCAAAGUAUGGGGACACAGCAGAUGAAUGUGGUGAAGCCUUCUUCCUAUGUGGGAAGUCUCUAUUGGAGCUUGCAAGGAUGGAGAACGGUGUCCUUGGCAACGCACUGGAGGGAGUCCCAGAAGAAUCUGAGGAAGAGGAGCAGCCCAAAAACCCAAACCUGGACUCUGCAGACAACCUUGAUGAGAAAACUAGAGAAGAGCUGCGAAAGCAGGUCUGUGAUGCAAUGGCAGAGAAGGAAAAGACGGAGGUAGAGCCCAAAGAGGAGGUGGAAAACGAAAACUCAGAGUCUGAGGAGCCAGUAGAUCCUGAGGCGGGAGAAACCUCGAGUUCUGCCGCUGUUGUGGAGGAGAAAAGUUCUGUCCAAGCAACCGAAGAGGACAGAGAUGCUUCAGCACAAGCCGUGAAGGAAGAGGAGGAAGAGGAUGAAGGAAUUGAAGAAUCAAAUGCAGAGGCUGAACAGACUGAUGAAACGUCAGAGGAUGACGACGACGAUGAAGAUGAGGACGAAGAGAACAACACACAAGAUAAUGAAGAGGAGGAUGUUGGGAAUUUGCAGUUGGCUUGGGAGAUGCUUGAGGUGGCCAAAGUCAUUUUUAAAAGAAAGGAAAGCAAGGACGACCAGCUGAUGGCAGCACAGGCUUAUCUGAAACUGGGUGAAGUCAGUGCAGAAACAGGUAACUACCCUCAGGCGCUAGAAGACUUCCAGGAGUGUCUGACUUUGCAGCUGAAGCUUUUGCCGCCUCACUGUCGCCUGCUGGCCGAGACGCACUACCAUGUUGCUACGACGCUGGUCUCCAUGGACCAGUACAACCAGGCCAUCCAGCACUACAACAGCUCCGUAAAGGUCAUCGAGACGCGUCUAGCCAUGCUCCAGGAGGUCAUUGACGCAGCGGCUGGAGAUGACGGUGCUGCAGAGGAGAAAAGUGAGCUGGAAGAACUCAAACAGCUUCUUCCUGAAAUCAGGGAAAAAGUGGAAGACGCCAAAGAGAGCCAGAGGACAGCCAGUGCUGCCUCCCAGGCAAUCCAGCAGACACUGGGAGCUCCCUCUACUUCAUCAACAUUCCCCUGUGAAAAUGGCGGCCCGUCAUCCUCUACUGCUUUUGUGUCGACCAGUCAGAUUCCAGUGAAAACCUCUGAAAGUGCUUUGUCUUCCAAAGCUGUGUCGGAUAUCUCUCACCUCGUUAGGAAAAAGAGGAAACCGGAAGAGGAGAGCCCAGUAAAGGACGCAGAUGCUAAGCAACUGAAACAGGAAGCCACAGUUAAUGGCAGCGGUGACUCUAGUGCCAGCAACAGCAGUGAAACCCAGGAAGGAAAAUCAAAGGAGUCUGCCGCUGUAGAGUCUUCCUCGUGACCGCCUUGAUCCUCUUCAUCACUCUGAAACCAGCACAGCAUGCCUCUCCAGCUCCUCACAUCCAGUACUCUUGUUUCUGUAAAUAACUCAUUUUCACUGAUUUGUCUGUCACGUUUUUGUAUACUUGUGGUAAAAAAAAAAAAUAAUAAUAAAGAAUUUGCAGAUGUAAA